AUGAGCUCCCACCGCAGCGAGAGCGACUGGCAGGGGCUGGUGAGCGAGUACCUGGUGUGUAAGAGGAAGCUCGAAAGUAAAAAGGAGGCACUGCUAAUCCUUUCCAAAGAGCUGGACACCUGUCAACAAGAGAGAGACCAGUACAAGCUUAUGGCCAACCAGCUGCGGGAGCGACACCAGUCUCUGAAAAAGAAGUAUCGGGAGCUGAUUGACGGGGACCCAUCCCUUCCUCCUGAAAAGAGAAAACAGGCAAAUCUUGCUCAACUACUGAGUGAGGCUCAAGAUCGAAACAAACAACUUGGAGAAGAGAUCAGAGAGCUUCAACAGAGACUGGGGGAAGUACAAGGGGACAAUAAGCUCCUUCGAAUGACAAUAGCAAAGCAAAGGCUUGGAGAUGAUGAAGUUGGAGCUCGACACUUUGCAGCACAUGAACGGGAGGACCUUGUUCGACAACUGGAGCAGGCUCGAGAGCAGAUCGAAGCUCUGAGAUACGAUCUUCAGGCUGCCCUGGAUGAGUUACAGGAUGUGAAAGAGGAACGGUCCUUUUACCAAGAUAAGUCUGACAGACUAAACCAGGAACUUAAUCAUGUCUUAGGAGGGCAUGAAAACCGCAUCAUCGACGUAGAUGCUCUGUGUAUGGAGAACAGGUAUCUUCAAGAGAGAUUAAAACAACUUCAAGAGGAAGUCAACCUUCUCAAGUCUAAUAUUGCUAAAUAUAAGAAUGCACUAGAGAGACGAAAAAAUUCCAAGAGUCAUGGUAGAUCCAGUAGCAGUGCUCUGACUGGAGUCCUGUCUGCAAAGCAAGUCCAAGAAUUGCUGUCGGAGGAUCAUGGAUGUAGCCUACCAGCCACACCACAGUCCAUUUCAGAUCUCAAAUCACUGGCCACUGCAUUGCUGGAAACUAUCCAUGAAAAAAACAUGGUCAUACAACACCAAAGGCAAACCAACAAAAUUCUAGGUAAUCGUGUGGCAGAACUAGAAAAGAAAUUAAGGACUUUGGAAAUUGCUGGCUUGUGGAGUCUUCCAGGCCUGAGCUACAAUGUCUCAGUGGGAUUUGGGAGUGGAAAGGAUACCAUAACAUUCAGUGACCCAGCCUUGCCUGUUAUACAGCGGUCCAGGUCACCCUUGUCAGCACUUACUGAUAAGCCACAGAAAACUGAAGUACAAGCAGAACAGAAGGAAGAACGUGAUGAAACUUGUGCUGUUGCAAGUGAGUCCUUAGCUCCAGAGGGAACAAACUUAAAUAACAGAAACCAAAAUAAACAUUUUUAUCCUUCAUUACCUCAGCUACCUUCCAAAGAAGAGGAAGUAAACAAGCUUGGAAGUCAGAUAAUUAAGCUGACAGCACAGGCAGUUUCAGAACUGGAAGGGAAAAGAGCAGGAACUUCUGCAGGGGAGCAGGACUCAGUGCUUGGAGCAGAGCUUAAUGGCUCAUCUGAGGGAGAGUUCCCACUUUCCAGCCCUGACCCAUCCGACCCCACAGAUCCCUCAAACUCAGAGAAUGAACAAACAGCUGAAACUGAGGCCCUGAAAGACAGCAAUGAAACCUCAGAGAGUGACUGCGAGAUCCCAAAUGAGAGAGGUGGGCAGAGUCGCAGCACAGUGGAGGUGCUGCAUGCCGAGGACCUUGGAAGGCAUGCAGAGCUCGGUGGUACAACUGCACACACAAAUAACAGCUCUCAGGAGCUCCCUGAGCCUGGAAACAAGAAACCAGCUGAUCCUGCCAAAAACUGUGAAUAUUUGGAUAGCAGUUUGGCUUGA
Molecule: messenger RNA, 1761 nt
Organism: Indicator indicator
Lineage: Eukaryota; Metazoa; Chordata; Aves; Piciformes; Indicatoridae
Gene: CCDC149
Product: coiled-coil domain containing 149
Exons: 13
Coding region: 1-1761 (586 amino acids)
Source: RefSeq, a predicted model, not a curated record